Molecule: messenger RNA, 1452 nt
Organism: Kickxella alabastrina
Lineage: Eukaryota; Fungi; Kickxellomycota; Kickxellomycetes; Kickxellales; Kickxellaceae
Exons: 1
Coding region: 91-1374 (427 amino acids)
Biological process (GO): proteasome-mediated ubiquitin-dependent protein catabolic process; autophagosome assembly; Golgi organization
Cellular component (GO): nucleus; cytosol
Molecular function (GO): ubiquitin binding
Source: RefSeq, a predicted model, not a curated record
CUCGUUCUUUUGUAGUGCUUUUUUACUUUUUACUUUUUUACUUUUAUUCCUUGUUUCAAAUUCCAGCUUGCAAAUAGUUGUAAAUUGACCAUGAGCGACCCCGCGGCACAGAACGAACUCAUUGAAAACUGGCUCAACAUCAACCCUGGCACAGAGAGCCAGGCUCGGUUUUACCUGGAGGCAAACAACUGGGACCUGAACGCGGCUCUGAGCAGCUUUUACGAACAGCCACCUCUGUCUGAAGGUCUUCCGCCUGCGCGCCAAGUGGAUGCUGCAUUGCCGCCCGACCCAAAUCCAGUGGCUGCCAGCGCCGGCUCACGUCUUUCCAACACAGCACCGGUGAUGUCAGCCGGCCCAAUUAACGCGGCAGCAGCGACGCCGCUGGCCUCAGUAACGCCCGCGACAUCAGUGCCACGCCGCCGCCAAGGGACUGGCGCGCGCAUUGCCACUCUCUCAUCACUGGCAAACCAGGACAACGACGACAACGAGUCCGAGGAAUGGUACGCUGGCGGUGAGCGCAGCGGCAUGGCCGUAAGGCCUCCCACAAAAGAUGCUGGCGAGGGCGAGAGCGGCUCGCUAGUCGACCGCAUUAUGCGCCGCGCCGCAGAGGGAAGUGCGGCGGCGGGCGACAAUGAUAGCUCAGAGGAUCUGACCAGCGAGAGCGCCCAGCCCAGAUACUUUUCCGGGUACGGGCGGGCUCUCGGAGCGCCGGGAGCUCCGAGCACUAGCAGCUCAGGCGAGUCGAUCCCUCCAACUGCGGCGCGCCCCAGCGACGCCAGCGGGAACGACGACACGGACGAAGUUGCCGUGCGCCAGCUGACCUUCUGGCGCAACGGCUUCAGCAUUGGCGACGGCCCCCUGCACAACAUUGAAGACCCGGUCAACCGGCAGAACCUCGAUGCCAUUCUGCAAGGGCGGGCGCCGCUGAGCAUCCUCAACAUCCGUCCCGGGCAAAAGGUUGAGAUGAAGGUUACCGACCGCCGCGGCGAAGAGUAUUCGCCGCCCGCGCAACCGCCUGCGCAGCCGUUUUCGGGCCAUGGCAAUCGCUUGGGUGGCGUCCCUCCUGCUGCCAUUGUGACUGCCGCCACGUCGGCAGCCUCUAAUGCUACCGGGCGGUCCAUCACGCUGGACCCUUCGCAGCGUACCGUCCAGGUCCAGAUCCGGCUUGCUGAUGGAUCGCGCCUGGUCGCCAAGGCAAAUCUCUCGCACACUGUCGGUGAUCUCAGGGGCUAUGUUCUGUCGCAGCGGCCCGAGGCUGGCAGCAGGCCGUUUGCGUUCAAGGCGAUUAUGCCGCCCAAGGUCCUCAGCGACGACUCGGUCACGAUCGAGCAGGCGGGGAUUGCCAACGCAGCCAUCGCUCAAUAUUUUGUGUAGACUGCAAUCAUGCUUGUUUCAUUACUUUAUGAGCGUAUUAAUGUGAAGUGGCUCUCAAACCGGAGUGGGAUGGAGUGU